Rotaria sp. Silwood1 is the source of this 408-nucleotide messenger RNA. Lineage: Eukaryota; Metazoa; Rotifera; Eurotatoria; Philodinida; Philodinidae. The record is from the annotation of a GenBank genome assembly.
AUGGGUCAUUCACGUGCUGGCGAAGCUAUUGUCAUUGCACAAGUAUUCAAUAAAUUAAAAUUCUUGACUGAUUAUCCCGGAGGUGUUUCAUUCACGGAUUACGAGUUUGGUAUCAAGGCACUAUUUUCUAUUGGUGGUACAGACGAUGGUUACAUGCCACUCGGACAUAGUCUUAUAUCAGAGGACGUCACGAUGUUUGGCAUUCAUGGAAUAUAUGAUGGAGAUCUAUCAUCAUUUUUCUUUCAAGCAAAAUUAAGAUAUUUACGAUUUACAUCGAAUAGUAGUCAAUACAAUUUCAAAGCGUCUGUGUAUGUUCAUCAAGCAAAUCAUGGACAAUUCAAUAGAGAUUGGGGACGAUUUGAUCUCAUUCCAGGUGCAAGUCGUUUUAUGAAUGUUCGCCAUUAUUAA